AUGCCGCGGCCAAGGCAUCUCACUACGGCGCUUCCGCGAGGAUUAAGAGCUGAGUUGGGAAUCAGAGAUACUUAUGGCGAGAAGAAAAGAAAUCAAACCCGAUCCGUAUCGCGCAAAGAGCGACGAAAGGAAGAGAGACAUGGAAAAAGACAACAACACGAUCGUCCGAGGGGCGGCAUGAACAGAAGACGAGAGGCCGAAAGCGAGUCUGAGGAUGAAAGUGAGGAUGAAUCUCCGAGCGAAGAAGAGGAGCGACCUGCGCCCGCGAAAGCAUCCAAAUCGCAUGAGACCAAGACGAUCGACCGAAAUAAGGCCGAACCCAAGAAGCCCACAAUAUCGAAAACUGUAAAGGAUAAACUUGCGCAGGACGAUAAGGAAAUUGAGGCACUCGAAAAACGACUAGGUAUUAAAGGAAAGAACAAGCUACCAAAAGCCUUUGAGGAGGAUGGUCUUGCAGAUCUUCUAGGUGAUAUUGGCGAGGAUUCAGAAGCGGACGAUAGUAAGAAACGAAAACGAGAAGAGCAAGAGUGGUUACAAAGAAAAAGGAGACGAGCUCAAGGUUUGGAUGAGGAGGAUGAGGAGGAUGAUAGCGAUGCUGGAGAUUGGGACGGUCUUGAAGAAUCUGCAGACGAUGACGGAGAAGAUGGGUCAGAUGAAGACCACGAAAGUGCGGAAGAUGGAUCUGAAGAUUUUGAAGGGUCUGAGGAAGAUAUGGAAAGUGAUGGUGAAUCAGUGGAGGAACCGAAACAAGAGCGCGUUCGAGAAAAUCCCUACGUUGCACCACCUACAAAGACGCCGUCUACAACGAAAUACAUUCCUCCGUCAAUGAGGGUUCCGGCAGGAAGCAAGUCGGAAGAAGAUGCACGCUUACGUCGGCAAGCACAGGGUUUACUGAACAAGCUUUCGGAAGCCAAUUUGAUCUCCACCCUUAACGAUGUCGAGAAACUAUAUCGCGAGAACCCACGUCAAAGUGUUACUUCGACAUUACUGACACUACUCCUUACCCAGGUCGCUGACCGAGCGGCCCUACAAGAUACAUUUAUCAUUCUGCAUGCUGGUUUCAUAGCUGGAUUGUACAAGUUGAUUGGAAUGGAUUUUGGCGCCAUGGUCAUCCAGACUCUAGUAGAAAUGUUUGACAAUUCGGCCGAUGAGAGGGGUCCAUUUACUGGAAAAGAACAGUUGAAUUUGGUGUCGCUCCUUUCACAGCUCUAUAACUUUCAUGUGGUCGGAAGCAAUCUCGUUUUUGAUUACAUUCGUUUGUUUCUUGAGGAGAUCAACGAGACAAAUACCGAAUUUCUUCUCAAGAUUAUUCGCACCUCGGGACCUCAGCUUCGACAGGACGAUCCGUCAGCCCUCAAAGAUAUUGUACUCCUCAUUCAACCAGCUGUAGCGCGAAUCGGCGAAUCAUCCUUGUCUGUUCGUACAAAAUUCAUGAUUGAAACCAUUACCGAUCUCAAGAACAAUCGCCUGAAAACCGGCACUGUGGCAUCCAGCAUCUCGUCUGAACACAUCACUAAGAUGCGCAAAAUCUUGGGAUCUUUGAAUAAUCGAAAUGUGCGAGCGUCGGAACCAAUUCGAGUCUCGAGAAGCGAUAUUCAGAACUCAGACAGAAAAGGAAAAUGGUGGCUUGUAGGUGCUAGUUGGAAAGAAUUGGACCCCCUUGAGGCUGCGCGUCAGGAGCUGUCUACUUCCUCAACCGCUCUCGCUUCAAAUCAGGUGCAAAAAGAUCAAGAUAGUGACGGAGAGCCGGACCUUGCGGCCAUCGCCAAAGCGCAUCGCAUGAACACAGACGUCCGACGCUCAAUCUUCGUAGCCAUCAUGUCAGCAACAGACUACCGAGAUGCGCACGUUCGACUUUUGAAACUGCGUCUCAAAAAGAACCAAGAAUACGAAAUUCCGCGUGUCCUCGUCCAUUGCGCCAUGGAAGAAGAGGCCUACAAUCCCUACUACCACCUGAUCGCCCGCCGACUCUGCAGUGAAAUGGGCCGACGAAUUAAAAUGUCUUUCGUGUUCACUCUAUGGGAUAUUUUCAAACGUUUGGGUGAGACUAACGACCUCGACGAAGAAGGUAGCGACGACGAAUUCCACGGCUUUGACGAAGAUGGCUCCAACAAUGCAAAACUAGACAUCAAGUCUAUUGUCAAUCUUGCCAAAAUGUAUGGCAACUUGGUCAGCGAUAAUUCUCUCAACUUGGCGAUACUGAAAAAUCUAAACUUUGCCUACCUGCAACCGAAAACAAGCACAUUUGUCGAAGUCUUGAUUAUCACAGUUUUCCAGCAAACGUCCCCGUCAUCGACACGCAAGACGAAAUCUGCGGAUUUGAAAAAGAAACAAGCCGAAACUGAAGAAGAGCUCAAGGAUAAACAGGCUGUUCUUCUCACUCGUAUAUUUGCGCAAACCCAUCAAACUGCGCCGCAUAUUGUCAAAGGACUGAUAUAUUUCAUCCGCAAGGUGGUUGCCAAGUCGGAUAUUGUGGCUAGUAGCAAGGAGAAGAAGUUGGUAAAAUGGGGCUGUGGUAUCACGGUGAAUGCGUUGACUAGGCUUGAGAAUAAGAGCACAUGA
Talaromyces amestolkiae is the source of this 2562-nucleotide messenger RNA. RefSeq lists its product as uncharacterized. Gene Ontology annotation, biological process: ribosomal small subunit biogenesis. Gene Ontology annotation, molecular function: RNA binding; protein binding. The transcript has 2 exons. Bases 1 to 2562 code for a protein of 853 amino acids. Gene Ontology annotation, cellular component: nucleolus. The record is from RefSeq and is a predicted model, not a curated record. Lineage: Eukaryota; Fungi; Ascomycota; Eurotiomycetes; Eurotiales; Trichocomaceae.